Durio zibethinus is the source of this 1808-nucleotide messenger RNA. The record is from RefSeq and is a predicted model, not a curated record. Lineage: Eukaryota; Viridiplantae; Streptophyta; Magnoliopsida; Malvales; Malvaceae.
AAGAAGAUGAAAAGAAAAAGGAAAGAAGGGUACUUUGGUAAUUUGAUUACUCAUUUAAAUAAACAAUAAAAUUUUGCAGAAAAUUCCAGAGAGAUUGAGAUUCCCGAGAGACAUAGUUUAAUGAUCGAAUUGAAUCAUUCACGGCUCUCCAGAAACAAAAUCUAUGGAGGCAACCAGGAAUCCUAAAUCGAUUUACAACGAAAGCAGUAAGAUCCCCAUCUACUUCUUUCCUUUUCCUGUGUAAAUUUCUCUUUGAAAUCUCUCAAUUUAUCCUGCUUGAAGUAGUUAAAUCGACUCUGAAACAACCUAGUUCCUGUUUCUUUUUUCUGUAUUGAAAUGAUGGAUAUUUGAAAAGCAUUGGGUCUUUUAGAUCUGGGUUUUUCUGAUCAGGCAGUUUCAAAAAUUAUUGGUGUCAUGUUUUGAACUAAAAAAAAAGUGAUCUUGAUGAAGUGUUGUGGGGUUAUGAAUUUUAUCUGGGUUGUAAUGAUGGGUUUUGCUCCUUUGAUUGAAUAAAGUAAAAAAGAGAGAGUUGAAGGUGAUUUAUAUAUUAGUUAGUAGAGAUGGGGAAGCCAUUAUUUUAUGAGAUAUUGGAAAAACCAGCAACAAGUUGUAUGAUAGGAAUAUGUAGUGCAAUAUGGUUUUACAUACAGAAGAAAAACAUUGGUUAUCAGCAUGUGGGUUUAAGCUAUGAAACUGCGGCUGAAGGGCACCAUUGGAGGAUAAUUACUUCAGCUUUUUCACAUAUAAGUGUUAUUCAUCUUGUUUUCAAUAUGAGCGCCCUUUGGAGUCUUGGGGUUGUAGAACAAUUAGGGCAUUUGGGUCUUGGAAUGGCGUAUUAUCUUCAGUAUACACUUGUUUUGGUUGUAUUAUCGGGGUUGCUUGUGUUGGGAAUGUACCAUUUCUUAAUUCAGCGGUUUAAGGUUGAGUAUUUCCGGCGAGUGACUGCUGUUGGGUAUUCUUGUGUUGUUUUUGGUUGGAUGACGAUUUUGUCUGUGAAGCAACCUUCAUCAAAGUUGGAUCUUUUUGGAUUCCUUUCACUUCCUAUUAGUUUUGCACCUUUUGAGUCAUUGAUUUUUACUUCAAUCAUUGUUCCACAGGCAAGUUUUCUCGGACAUUUAUCUGGAAUUAUUGUGGGGUAUGCUAUAGCUUGGGGUUUGAUUCAUGGGAUGACUAAUUAUUGGGCAGUUUCUAUGCUGGGAUGGAUUGCGGUUGCUUUUGUAUUCAGUUUGAAGCGUUCCGGUGCAUAUGAUUUCAAUUUUCUCGAGAUUGAAUCUGUUACAGAUCCUUCAUUGCGUUCUGUGCGGUUUAUAGGAAAUGCUAGAACCUUGCAGAUGAGUACAAUUCCAGUUGAAGGUGUUGAAAUUGUCUAGUUCCUUUGUUAUAAUGAUGCCAAUAUAUUUACGAUGUCAGUCUGGACUAUUGAGUCACCCCUUGACAAUACUUUGUGAUUUGCUUUGUCGGGCCAUACAGUAAUUUGGAAUUUGGAACAACUGGGAUAUUCUUGAUCAUUAGAUGUUUCUGAUCCGUUGCUUUGCUGUGCUGCAAUCACAAAUGUCCCCAGGUGGCCAGGUCUACUUUUAAACUUAGAAAGAUGUUAGAUAAAUUUCUUCACUGCCUGUUGUGGGUUGCAAGUUACUGAUCAUCAUUGCUCACUUAUGCAUCAUUAUUGUUCUUUACCUGGUAGCAUAAACCUUAAAUAGUUUCUAGAUUGUUCUACCAUUCUUUUGGGAAAUGGUGAAAAAAUUUGUUUAUGAUGUUGAAAGUUCAAAUUCAUCGAAAUUUAUAUAACUAUUGAGUAACUUGAUGAA